AACUUAUAAGAAAGUCAGGCUAAAGGAAACCUCCUAAUAAUUUCAUUACAGUACUUAGGUUACCUCGCUGUUGAGUUCUUCUCCUGUGGCCGGCGGCGCUGACUGGAAGAUCACCGCCUCCACAGCGCUCGCCUCCUCAUAUGACAUCUUCAACAAACUACCCCUCCCGUCGGGGAUGUAACUCUGUUCCUGGCAGCUGAGCCGCAGAACAGUUUGUCGCGCUCUUUCAGACCUUCAGAUACACGUAAAAAAGUAUUUUAUUUUGAAGUGUGCCUGUUGGUUCUUCUGGGAAGUGUCGCCUUCGAGUGUUUCGGCGUCAAGAAGAAAACCGUAAGCUAAGGUUAGCAUCCUUUUAUUUGUUAUCUUUUUCUCCCCAGCGCGAGCAUCUUCUCACUGGAUGCGAUGACAGACUCGGUCGUGGACGCCAAAGCGGAGGUGAAACAAGCCACCAAAUAUGUCAAGGAGACUGAGAACGUUGCGGAGAAAUACUCCGCGCUGACCGUCAGCAAGAACAGCAGCGACGUGAACAUGAACGUGGGAGAGAUGCCGUCCGCCGCGUUCACUGCAGUGCCCACUCUGAAAUCCGUCAAGAAGAUUCAGUUUGCCAAUGCAGAGGACAAACAAGAAUUCAGCAAGUUCCCAACCAAGGCGGGGCGCCGCUCCCUCUCACGGUCCAUCUCGCAGUCUUCUACUGACAGCUACAGCUCAGCUGCAUCCUACACUGACAGCUCUGAUGAUGAAACCUCCCCCAGAGACAAAACCCAGGUCAACUCCCACGGCAGCAGUGACUUCUGCGUGAAGAACAUCAAACAGGCUGAAUUUGGCCGUCGGGAAAUCGAAAUAGCAGAACAAGACAUGUCUGCCCUGAUAUCCCUGAGAAAGAGAGCCCAGGGGGAAAAGCCCCUGGCUGGGGCCAAAGUUGUGGGCUGUACCCAUAUCACAGCUCAGACAGCUGUCCUGAUUGAGACCCUGGUGGCCCUUGGAGCCCAGUGUCGCUGGACUGCCUGUAACAUUUACUCCACUCAGAAUGAAGUGGCUGCUGCUCUUGCUGAGACAGGGGUGUCUGUUUUUGCAUGGAAGGGUGAAUCAGAGGAUGACUUCUGGUGGUGCAUCGAUCGCUGUGUGAACGCUGCAGGAUGGCAGGCCAACAUGAUUUUGGAUGAUGGUGGAGACUUGACCCACUGGGUGUACAAGAAGUAUCCUAGUGUCUUUAAAAAAGUCAGAGGCAUCGUCGAGGAGAGCGUCACUGGAGUUCACAGACUGUACCAGUUGUCUAAGGCCGGCAAGCUUUGUGUCCCUGCGAUGAAUGUGAACGACUCGGUUACCAAGCAGAAGUUUGACAACCUUUACUGCUGCCGUGAAUCUAUCCUGGAUGGCUUGAAGAGGACGACAGACAUCAUGUUUGGAGGGAAACAAGUGGUUGUGUGUGGUUAUGGAGAGGUGGGGAAAGGCUGUUGUGCUGCUCUGAAGGCCCUCGGAGCCAUCGUGUGCAUCACUGAGAUUGACCCCAUUUGUGCUUUGCAGGCAUGUAUGGACGGAUUCCGAGUGGUCAAGCUGAGCGAGGUCAUUCGGCAGAUGGACGUGGUGAUAACUUGCACUGGUAACAAGAACGUUGUCUCCAGAGAGCAGCUUGAUCGCAUGAAGAAUGGCUGCAUCGUCUGCAACAUGGGACACUCCAACACUGAGAUAGAUGUGGCGAGUCUGCGCAGCCCUGAGCUGACUUGGGAGAGGGUUCGUUCUCAGGUGGACCACAUAAUCUGGCCUGAUGGGAAAAGGGUUAUUCUGCUUGCAGAGGGUCGCCUGUUGAAUCUGAGCUGCUCCACAGUGCCUACGUUUGUCUUAUCUAUUACUGCUACUACUCAGGCCUUGGCCUUGAUCGAGCUGUUUAACGCUCCAGAAGGACGCUACAAACAAGACGUUUAUCUCCUCCCCAAGAAAAUGGAUGAAUACGUGUCCAGUUUGCACUUGCCAAACUUUGACGCCCACCUGACUGAGCUGUCCGACGAGCAGGCUAAAUACAUGGGCCUCCACAAAAAUGGCCCUUUCAAGCCUAAUUAUUACAGGUAUUAACGAGGACCUCUGCUACUUGGAGCACAGCAGUCCUGUGUUAAACAAAGAUAUCUAUUUUAUUUUCUAAAACAAGUGGAUGAGAUAUUUUACCUAAUGCUGAAUGUAACUUAUUAAUAGGACUUCAUAUAAUAGAGUUAUAUAUAUAUAGAGAGAGAGUUAGAGUAAUAUAUAUAUAUGGAGAGAAAGAAAGCAUAUAAUCAACUAACACUGUCUGUUGUGUUUUAAAAAAAGCCUUCUUGCAUGCAUUUUGUGUGUUUGCUAAGUUGCUGUUACUAGAUCACAGAACUGUUGAUUGGUUUGUUUACUCUCUUGACACACAGUGCCAAAUGAUGGCUGUAUGUACAAAACCCAAGAGACAUUUUAUGACUUUUAUUUUUUGUGGCAUUAGGAGUUUAUAAGUACAUUCCAUUUGGGAGGGUUCAAACUGAGCCAAAGGAAGCAGCACAUCCUUUUUAAUAUCGUAGGUUAUAGAUCCAGUUGUAACUAGCAUGGCAGCAUUUUCAGAAAAUGUAAUGGCCUGUGUGUGUCUCACAAAAACUUAACAUACUUUGCAUGUGAAGCUGCAGGCCUCAGUCUAAGAUAAUUCACAAAAUGAUGUUACACCAUAGCAUACAGCAUGUUUAUAACAAGCAGUUUUUACAAACCAGAAAAGGAAGUCUGAAAAGCUCAAGCCAGAGCCAGAGUUUCCAUUUGCACACUCAGAUUCCAUACUGACGUGAGUCAUUUCAAAGCCUAAUGCCUCCUAAGCUCAUGUUACUGUAUGAAUGUGCCUUUUUGUUCUAUAAUUUACUACUCUGUGUUCAAAGAAGUUGAAAUACUCUUUAAAAAGAAAACAUCUGCAAUGUAUUGCAACAAGUAUUCUUAUACAGAAAUGUGAGGUUUUAAAAAAAAAAUAAAGAUGGAUUUGAUCCAAACAUAAAACAAAAAAAUAGUUGGUUAUCAGAAGGUGUUUGGCUUACUUUGAUUUUAAGGAUGCAUUUUCCUUUUAAAGUACUUCUAUAAACACAGAAAAGCGAGAAUAUUCAGAAACAUGGAGUGAAGAAAAGCUAAAGGGAUUAACAGAGUUUCUUGUUUUAGUCCUCAGUGUAAAAUUAUGGUGUGGUUUGUGCUAAAUUGCAAAUUUGUCACCUUUUUGAAACCUUGAAUCAAAUAUAAAAUACAUUUUUUCAAAUGAAAAAGAAGAACAUUUAUAAUAUCUCUUACAAUUUACACAGAACCCCCAUUUACUGACCUUAAUCUAAUGAGCGAAAACUUUUAAGCUUUAUUUUUUGUGCUUCAUCUUGUGUCUUCCUGCCUCUGCUUGUAACUGUAACUUAAAUGUAUAAGCUGUGUGUUCAGAAACAAAUACAUGUGGCCCAUAAUUGGCCCCUCAGAUAAAUAAAUCCAGCAAAUGACCUUAAUCUCAUGUUCAAAAUGACUGAAGUGUAAACUCUGUAAACAUUUGUAUUAAAUCAGCAAUAAAGCAAGUCCUUUCAUCUGAGUAUAUGUAAGAUGACUUUCGCUUCUCCUGCAAUAAAAAGUAGUAAUUCUA
Molecule: messenger RNA, 3601 nt
Organism: Oryzias latipes (Japanese medaka)
Lineage: Eukaryota; Metazoa; Chordata; Actinopteri; Beloniformes; Adrianichthyidae
Gene: ahcyl1
Product: adenosylhomocysteinase-like 1
Biological process (GO): L-methionine cycle
Cellular component (GO): cytosol
Source: RefSeq, a predicted model, not a curated record